AUGAUUGACAUUGAGGCAGUCAUUGAUGGAAUAAAAGUCUAUAUGACAUUUGUUUAUGGAGACCCUGUAUUAGAUAGACGAGAUCAAGUUUGGGAACGUCUUACGCGUUUCUCAACAACAAGAAAUGGACCUUGGUUCAUGAUAGGAGAUUUUAAUGAAAUCACAUGUCAUAAUGAGAAAGCAGGAGGGAGACAACGUCUUGAUAGUUCAUUCCUCCCCUUUAAGCAGAUGCUUAAUGACUGUGGGAUGCUAGAGUUUCCUUUCACGGGGGAUAUGCUCUCUUGGGUAGGGAAAAGAGCAGGAGGAAAAACUGUUCGAUGUCGCUUAGACAGAGCAGUUGGAAAUGCGGAUUGGCAUGAAAAGUUUCCUCACUCUGCUGUGAAGUAUAUGAGGUUAUGGAGAUCAGACCAUCGUCCGAUUCUUGCAGAAAUACUCAUAAAGCCGACGAGAAGAUCAAAAAAAUUCAGAUUCGACAGAAGAUGGCUAGACAAUGAAGAACUAAGGCAAGUCAUUCUAGAGGGAUGGAAAUCUCCUGAUCUUCCCCCCAAUGCGAGUAUAAUGGAACAUAUCUCCAGCUGCCGAAAAGCCUUGAGUGAGUGGAGGAAGCAACACAAUAUUAAUUCGGCAAAGCUAGUGGAGGAGCUCAAGGAGAAAGUUGAGGGUUUAUACGCAGAUGAUAAUGCGACGACUGAAGAAAUUGCAGCAGCGUUGAAAGAACUCUCUGAUGCUCUUAAAGCAGAAGAAAUGUUCUGGAAACAGAAGAGUAUAGUGUUUUGGCUGAGAGAGGGAGAUAAAAAUACAAAAUUUUUCCAUGCCCUAACGAAGCAAAGGAGAGCAAGGAACAAAAUCACGCAGCUACUGGAUGCAAAUGGUAACAUAGUUGAGGACGAGGAAGGUCUGGUAGCCAUUGCUACUAGCUAUUUUCGGCAAAUCUUUGAGUCUUCUAUUCCAGAGGACAUUGAAGAGGCGCUAUCUGAAGUCCCUACGACGAUUACGGGGUCAAUGAAUGCCAGUCUUACAGCUCCUGUUUCUGAAUGGGAAAUCAAACUAACUCUUUUUGCCAUGCAUCCAGAUAAGGCGCCGGGACCAGAUGGGAUGACUGCACUUUUUUACCAAAAGUUUUGGGAUAUAGUCAAGGAGGACUUAACUCUUAUGGUUAAUAAAUUCCUUUUCGAUAGGACUGUGACCAAUGGUCUGAAUGAUACAAAUAUAUGUCUUAUACCAAAGACAACUAAGCCCAAUGACAUGGCUCAAUUCAGACCCAUAAGCUUGUGCAAUGUCAGCUACAAGAUCGUCUCUAAGGUCUUAUGCCAGAGACUAAAGAAAGUCUUGCCAGGUUUGAUAUCAGAAACCCAGUCAGCCUUUGUUGCGGGAAGACAAAUUUCAGAUAAUAUCAUGAUUGCUCAAGAAAUGUUUCAUGCUUUGCGAACUAAACCGAGUGGACGUAAUAAGAGGAUGGCCAUCAAGACAGACAUGAGUAAAGCAUAUGAUAGGAUGGAAUGGUCGUUUAUUGAAGCUGUGAUGCGAAAGAUGGGUUUCUCCGAAACAUGGAUCACCUGGAUAAUGAGGUGCAUUACAUCGAGGAUUAAUGCAACUACUCGGCAAGAGAUUAAAGAGGUACUUGGCAUACAUAAUGAUGGUGGGAUGGGAAAGUACUUGGGAAUUCCAGAGGAUAUUAGUGGCUCUAAAUACAAACUCUUUGCAUUCCUAAAGGAUAACCUGAUGCAUAGAGUAAAUGGAUGGACAGGUAGAUGGCUCUCAAAAGGGGGGAAGGAGGUAAUGAUCAAAUCCAUUUUGCUCGCUCUUCCGACAUACGUUAUGUCGACGUUUCUGCUCCCAUUGGAGAUUUGUGAAAACCUCGCUAGUGCCAUUGCACAAUUUUGGUGGAGUUCGAAUCCACCGAAAAGAGGAAUACACUGGGCGAAAUGGAAAAAGGUUUGUCUACCAAAAGAAGAGGGCGGAAUUGGCUUCCGUUUAAUCCAUGAGUUUAAUCUAGCACUAUUGGCAAAGCAAUUAUGGAGAUUGGUUCAGUACCCUGAUUCACUGGUUGCCCGAGUCUUGAGGGGCAGAUAUUAUAGGAUGACCUCGCCAUUGGGAGAAAUAUCUGCAAGUAGUCCAUCAUAUGUGUGGACAAGCAUUUACGCCGCAAGGAAGCUUUUACUUCUGGGGAUCAGACAGAAGAUUCAUUCUGGUUAUGAAGUCAAGGUGUGGGAGGACCCGUGGAUUCCAAUGAUACCUGCUAGACCAGCUACACCUGUAGCACCUGUGAUGCACCCGAAUAUGAGAGUGAGUGAUCUCAUUAACCAAGAUUUGAAUGAAUGGGACGUAGGGUUACUGGAGGCUUAUGUCCACUCCGAUGAUAUAUCUCUCAUACGUAGUAUGGCCAUAAGCUCUACUCAUCGCCGUGAUACCUUCUGCUGGAACUACACGAAGAAUGGCCAAUAUACAGUUAAAUCUGGAUAUUGGGUUGCUCAAAACCUGUUGAAGCCAGAAGAGGAAAAAGAAAUAUUGGAACCAAGUAUCAUAACACUUCAGGCCUUUGCUUGGAGGUUAAAAGCACCAAGGAAGAUGUGCCAUCUUAUAUGGCAACUGAUAACGGGUCAGGUGGCAGUAACGAGGAACCUAGUAAGGCGGAAUAUGAGGUGCGAUAAUUAUUGCCCAAGGUGUGGAGAAUUAGAAAAAUCUGUAACACAUGCAAUAUUUGAAUGCCCUCCAGCACUCCAAGUAUGGUCCCUAUCAGCAACUCCUACAAGCCAAGGUAUAUUUCCAGUGGCAAGCGUCUAUACGAACAUGGACUAUCUAUUCUGGAGGAAGAAUGAAAUCUUAGAACCAGACCAAGACAGGGAUCCUUAUCCCUGGAUAAUAUGGUAUAUUUGGAAGGCUCGUAAUGAUAAACUUUUCAGGGGAAUAGACAGAGAUCCAUUGGAACUAGUUCGAUACGCAGAAAGUGAAUGUCAAGCCUGGUUUAAUGCAAACGACAUAAUACCACCAGUAGUUCAGAUGGAUCUUGGACAGCUUCUGAUCGCUUUAGUGGAUGUGGAUGGCAUUGCAUUCGGAGGUAGAAGCACUGCGAUGGGCGAUGGAGAAUAUGCUACAACACCCGCCAUGCCAGGGCUUUGGAACAGAUUGCAAGGAGCUGAUAGCAAUGAUAAAGGAACCCCAAGAGUGGCCAAGUUUCGCGACAGAAUUGGAGAAGAUAGAGACGCUGCAGAUUUGCUUCCCGGACUUCAAAAUCACCCAUGUGCCACGAGUGUGCAACCAGUUUUCUGA
This is a messenger RNA of Brassica rapa (field mustard), 3270 nucleotides long. RefSeq lists its product as uncharacterized. Gene Ontology annotation, molecular function: catalytic activity. The record is from RefSeq and is a predicted model, not a curated record. NCBI's taxonomy places the organism in Eukaryota, Viridiplantae, Streptophyta, Magnoliopsida, Brassicales, Brassicaceae.